Molecule: messenger RNA, 702 nt
Organism: Oppiella nova
Lineage: Eukaryota; Metazoa; Arthropoda; Arachnida; Sarcoptiformes; Oppiidae
Source: the annotation of a GenBank genome assembly
CCGCCAUUAGAGUCACGUGACUUCACCACUCAUUUCCUUUUCUUCUCAAAGCAUUCAUCAAAAGAUAAUCGUCGACCGAAAUGAAGACCAUUUUGGCGAAUCAGAUCGUGAAGAUCCCCGACGGAGUGUCGGUGUCGGUGAAGAACCGUACGGUGCGAGUGAAGGGGCCGAGAGGUCUGCUGGUGCGGCAGUUCAAGGCCCAACUGGACAUGGAGCUGAUCGGCAAACACCGCCUCCGCGUCCAGAAGUGGUUCGGCAAUCGCAAGGAGUUGGCCACCGUUCGGACCAUCUGUUCCCACAUCGAGAACAUGAUCGUCGGCGUCACCAAAGGAUACCAGUAUAAGAUGCGUACGGUUUACGCCCACUUCCCCAUCAACGUGACCACCUCUGUGGCCAACUCCGUGGUCGAGAUCCGCAACUUCUUGGGCGAGAAGUACGUCCGUCGCGUGGAGAUGCAAAAGGGCGUCACGUGUGUCAACUCGACCGCACAGAAGGAUGAGCUGAUCCUCGAGGGCAAUGACAUCGAAGCCGUGUCUCGAUCGGCGGCACUCAUCCAUCAGUCGACGCUCGUGAAGAACAAAGAUAUCCGAAAGUUUUUGGACGGAAUCUAUGUCUCGGAAAAGACUAAUGUUGACACCACUGAAUGAAUGAUUGAAAUGACUUUUUAUUUGAUUAAUAAAAUUAAUUAAUUGUGAAAAUAAA